AUGGCCGCGCCCAAGGAAAUCCGCUGGGGAAUUCUUGCUACCGGCGCCAUUGCCAAAUGCUUCACCGUCGACCUCCUCGUCGACCCCAAGACGCGUGGAGUCAACCAUGUCAAGCACACCGUUGUCGCUGCCGCCAGCUCCUCCAGUGCUGACCGCGCCGCCCAAUUCCUCAAGGACGUCGGCGCUCCCGAGUCGGCAAAGGCCUACGGUUCCUACGAGGACUUUGUCAAGGACCCCAACAUCGACAUUGUCUACGUUGCUACCCCCCAUUCACACCACUACCAGAACGCCAUGCUUGCCCUGAGUGCCGGCAAGAACGUCCUGUGCGAGAAGUCAUUCACCGUCAAUGCUGCUCAGACGAAGAAGCUGGUCGCGACGGCCAAGGAGAAGAACCUCUUCCUCAUGGAGGCCGUCUGGACCCGCUACUUCCCUCUCUCCAUCUACGUCCGCGACAUCAUCACCUCGGGCAAGAUCGGCACCGUCCAGCGCGUCUACGCCGACAACGCCAUCGCCCUCGACCCAGAGACGGCCUUCGCCGACGGCAAGCACCGCAUGGUGAACCCGGACCUGGCCGGCGGCGCCCUCCUCGACCUCGGCAUCUACUGCCUGCUCUGGGCCUUCCAGACCGUCUACACCACGCUCCCGGAAUCGGAGCGCAAGCCGCCGACCGUCCUGUCCUCGACCAACAUCUACCCGGGCACGCGCGGCGCCGACGAGCUGACGACGAUCCUCCUCACCUUCCCGCGCGGCGGCAAGCUCAACGACGUGCACGCCGUGGCCACGACGGGCAUCCGCUACUCGUCGGACCCCAAGGAGGUGGCCGACGACGCCGACCCCGCGUGCCGCAUCCAGGGCGACAAGGGCGAGAUCCAGGUCUUCCCGCCCAUCUACCGCCCCACGAAGACGCGCCUCAUCCUGCGCGACGGCACCGACGAGCCGAAGAAGUGGCCGCAGCCCGGCCCCGGCAAGGGGUCUGGCUGGUACAACGGCUUCAGCGACGGCCGCAACGCCGAGGGCGAGGGCCACGGCAUGUUCUGGGAGGCGGACGAGGCUGCGACGGCCAUCAUCGAGGGCCGCAAGGAGGGCAAAUACCAGAGCUUGGCGGAGAGCAUCACCAUCAUGGAGGUCAUGGAUGAGGUGAGGAGGCAGGCUGGUCUGAAGUACCCGGACAAUAUCGAGACUACGGAUUUCCCGGUUGCGCUGUAG
This is a messenger RNA of Diplodia corticola, 1206 nucleotides long. RefSeq names its product dimeric dihydrodiol dehydrogenase. The record is from RefSeq and is a predicted model, not a curated record. Bases 1 to 1206 code for a protein of 401 amino acids. Lineage: Eukaryota; Fungi; Ascomycota; Dothideomycetes; Botryosphaeriales; Botryosphaeriaceae. Gene Ontology annotation, molecular function: nucleotide binding. The transcript has 2 exons.